AAUGGCGCCUGCUACGGAAGGAUUGAGUGAUGAGCAGAAGGCAAUUUAUGAAAAAAUAACGAAAAAUGAAGUAGAAGAGCUUAAAACACUGUUGGCAGCGACUAAAAUGAAGUUAGAUUUCGUUGACGAAAACGGUAUGAGCUUGCUCCAACAUGCAUGUUACAAAGGAAACAAGGAAAUUGUGCAGAUGCUUCUUGAUCAGGGAGCAGAUGUGAACUCAUGCCAACAUGAACACGGAUACACAGCUCUACAUUUCGCUGCACUGAGCGGAAAUGCCGAUCUUUGUCAUCUUUUAAUGUCUCACGGAGCAAGGAUAGCAGCUACCAAUAGUGUUGGUCGAACUGCUGCUCAAAUGGCUGCGUUCGUCGGCAAUCAUCAUUGCGUUGCAACAAUCAACAACUUUAUCCCUAAGGCUGAUAUCGACUACUACAUUACACCCCAGGGUUUACAAACCGAACCACUUCUGCCACCUCACCUCGCAGAUUCCUUCCACAAAUUCAUAAUGCAGGUGAAUGUUCAUCCGGUUCGAGUAUCCAUGAACUUGCAACGAUUUCCUGGACUUUUGGAGAAUUUGGGCAAGGUCCAGAAGGUUUUGGAAGUUAUGCGUCACAGGGAAAUGACACGUGGGGCUGAAACGAACGAAGUAAUAGCUUUCAAGUACCACUACCUUAGCUUUGUUGUGGCAGAAGUGAUAAAAAGUCAAAAUCGUCAAAAAGUGAUGAAGGGUCAAACGGAUAAAGAAAAGUCAAGCGAGGAAGGGUCUGAGGAAAAAAAAUCCGAUCCUGUCGAGGCUUUGGUUCGAAAAUUUCUGAAGUGCAACAAAGCUGACGGUAUUCCAGAGUAUCAGGAAGCAUUUUUGCGAGAGGCUGUGAGAGAAUUUCCGUUCAGAGAGAGCACUAUCUUCCACCAAAUGGUCGCAACUCUCGCGGGAUCGGAUCCACCGUCUGCAGUUUCUGUUGUCGCGGCUGCAAUCAACGGGCAACGUGGUUUCUUAGACCAAUCGCAGAUCUGCGUCACCUGCGGUGAAGAAAAAGCAACCAAGAAAUGCAGCAAAUGCAAGGCUGUUCAGUAUUGCGACAGAGAAUGUCAGAGACUUCACUGGUUCAUGCACAAAAAAGCCUGCGCAAGACUGGAUCCAUCGACGAAUUCGGGUACGAAACUGAGUCAGGAGAACAAGGAACAAAUUGCAAAUGCAGUUAGCUCGAGAUUACAGAAUCUUGCUGUUAAUUAGGAAGGUUGAACAAUGUCAAAACUAAUUUGGUGUAAAUAACGCAGGGAAACUUAUCCUGCUCUGAAUUCUCGAGCUUUUGGAUUAGGGACAUGAGCAUUUGCUCUCGGUAUUGACAAAAGCCAAUUGUAUUCUAUUCUGAUGUAUUUAGUCAGGUAUUGGGAUGCGGGAUUUUGAUGGGUCACUUUUUUUUAUCCCAAACAUUCAUGACAAUGUCAAUUUUCUAUAGCUGUUGAGUAGAGUGAGAAGAAAGUCACCUUUUACAACCCACGAGCGUCAAAGUAAUUUUUGCGCAUGUCAAGUCGCAUAUUUUAUUACACUAGAAAUACCAUUUAAGUAUCUCCCAUUUAAGUCAUCCCUACCGAAAAGAAUCUGAGUAUAUACUAAAAAUUCUUUAGGUCAAAGAAGCUCAGAGAAAUUCUCUGCCAGGCACUCAGGUAGAUAUUUUUAAAGGUCCAGGAAGCUCGCUUAAAUGGU
This is a messenger RNA of Belonocnema kinseyi, 1705 nucleotides long. RefSeq names its product ankyrin repeat and MYND domain-containing protein 2. The transcript has 3 exons. The record is from RefSeq and is a predicted model, not a curated record. Bases 2 to 1231 code for a protein of 409 amino acids. Gene Ontology annotation, molecular function: protein binding. Lineage: Eukaryota; Metazoa; Arthropoda; Insecta; Hymenoptera; Cynipidae.